Messenger RNA from Penicillium paradoxum, 2772 nucleotides. RefSeq names its product ATP-binding protein. Bases 1 to 2772 code for a protein of 923 amino acids. Gene Ontology annotation, molecular function: ATP binding; ATP hydrolysis activity. The transcript has 2 exons. NCBI's taxonomy places the organism in Eukaryota, Fungi, Ascomycota, Eurotiomycetes, Eurotiales, Aspergillaceae. The record is from RefSeq and is a predicted model, not a curated record.
AUGUUCCCUCAUCCAAGACCGCCUCCCCCGCGGGAGGAUGAGAUGUACAUGACCAACACCAUCUCCGAAGAUAUGAGCGUGAAAGGCGCCCCCGAAGAGGGACAAACUACUGGGGCAUUCGGGCAAUAUGUUAAUGUUGGACAUAAUGACAUGCCCUAUACCGCGAAUCACCAAGCGGCGCGCCAACACCAGGUCAAGCAAGAUUACUCGUUCCAAAUGAUGCUGCUACAACAGCAGGAAAGGCAGAACGCCCGACGACUCCAGAUGGCUUUGGCUGAGCGUGAUCUACUCCGCCAAGAGUCUAGUGGUUCUGAAAACCCCGCCGCUUCUCUGGAGUACCGGGCUGUAGCCAACAGCCAGGCGAGGCCAGGCCAGUAUGCACCGGCUCCUGUUCCUCAUAACCCAUACCCCCAAGGCUCAGUCUUGGGGUACAACAAUGCCCCUUACGCUCCACAGAGACCACAAACUCGCACUCCAGACUCAGUAGACUCAUACGGUGUGAACCAGCAGUAUGCAAAUAAUGCACGCCCAGUCAUGUACACACCUCCCAGCCAAGGCAGCGUCUCUCUUUCGGAGGCAAAUGAUCUUAAAUCCCAGAUCACAGCUCUGCAAGCCAAGGUCCGUGAGCUGGAAGGGAAACCUGGGGUGACUACAGCCUCGAGGUAUCAGAUCCUCUAUCGAAUUGAGAAAGAUCUUACCUAUCCGGGUGACAAUCGAGGGGGGUUUGACAGCAACUAUCAAUUCAGACCGAUGCAUGAACUCAGAGAGAACACGGGGUUCUCAAUCACGCACAAUUCUGCGUGGAUGGGCAUUUACAGUGAUCCUCCAGAGCUCAUUCAUAGGAAUAUGGGUGCGCCAUAUCUGCGCUGCAAUGACCCACUGACCAACUUCGAACUUUACCUCGCUCUCAAUAGAGACAUAUCGUUCAUUGUCUUCCGGAACUACAAAAGAAGGGUUGAGCGGGAGUCGCCGAAUGCGAGGUAUACCACGCCAAAGCCCUUCAGUGAGAGUAUUCUCCCAGUCUCCGAAGACCUUAAAGAGGUGAUAGGGGAUUUCCUCAGCGCUCGAGAAUUUCAAUCCAUGAAUAAUGACUUCCGAGGUAACGGACAGGUCCAUUCGCCUUAUCUCUUUAUCUAUCAUAGCAGAGGAGCCAAAGAAUUGGAGGCGAAACAAAGAAUGAGCUCCGAGGCGCAAAGGCAAUUCGACCUGUUCUUGGACUAUAUCCAAGAGACCCGGGGUGAGGAAUACGCCGCAGCGGACCUGCUCUUGGAAAAAGGGAAAAUCCGCCCGGAAUACCUCCAAUACCUGUUCAAAAGCACUGAUCUCCUAGUCUCGACCAAAGACAAGGAGGAAACAUGUCAUGUAGCAAUGGAUUGGCCAAUUCAAGUCCAAACCGGAUCCAGCACCAAUCCCUCUUGGUACAUCAACGGGCAAACCUGGGGUUUCGAUGGCGACUUUUACAAAAUUCAUACCAGGCUUGAUUUCGAAAUUCCAGAGUCGCGAGAUAGCAAGGAGCUAAAGUCGCCCCAGCUUGGUCAGCACUUCGAGCAGCUGAGCCAGCUUCCCUCUUACCACGACUCAGACAAGGAUUCCAAAAGAGAGUAUGCCAUCACGGACCUCGUAGUAUUCCCGAUCAGAUAUGCCUCUGAAGAUCUCGUUCGCAAGCUUCAGCGCCGUGGAGAGACUUUCUGGAAACUCCGCACACGGCAGUAUGUGUCCUACCAAGCGACCGAGGAAGAAAACUUCCAGACUAUGGCCGAUGACAGAUACAUCAUAGACAUGAAUACCUACAACAGACUACACCCAGGCUCAAACGACAUUACCAAGAGAUUUGGAAAUGUGACUCGAAUACCACUCGACGAGCAAGCCCUGGCUAAAGAACACCCUCCCCCAGGAAGCUUCACCAUGUUAAUGCCCCCGAGGAUAACCGGAUUCAAUCUCCGACGCAAGAAAUGGUUCGAUCUAUCAGUCGAUCGAAUCUCAGAGGUUCAAUGGAACAAAAAGGCCUUCGAGAGUCUCGCCAUUGAUUCCAAAUCCAGAGAGUUGAUCGAAGCAUUGGUAACCAAGUACCUCGAGCCCGACUACUCCGCCGACCUAAUUGCCGGUAAAGGCAACGGCCUGAUCUUGCUUCUACACGGCGGCCCAGGAACGGGCAAAACCUUAACUGCCGAGAGCGUGGCCGAGAGAGCCGAAAGGCCUCUCUACCGAGUCACAUGCGGCGAUGUCGGGACCAAGCCCGAGGAGGUGGAGAAGUACCUCGAGUCUGUGCUUCACCUGGGCAAGAUCUGGAACUGUGUAGUGUUGCUCGACGAAGCGGAUGUUUUCCUCGAGCAGCGCGGCCUGGAAGAUCUGAACCGGAACGCGCUCGUAUCGGCAUUCCUGCGCGUUGUAGAGUACUUCGAAGGAAUUCUGAUCAUGACUACCAAUCGGGUAGGCACAUUUGAUGAGGCGUUCAAAUCACGAAUUCAGCUGGCACUGCACUAUCCGCCUCUCGGCGAGGAACAGAGACGGAUCAUUUGGAAGACGUUUAUCGAGCGAUUGGAUGGGGUUGGUCGGGAACCUGCCGAUGUCGAGAAUCUGCUGGAGAGCUUGGAUGUGCUUCAGGGGGAGAAGCUGAAUGGCCGGCAGAUUCGCAAUACCAUUACAACGGCUCGCCAGUAUUCGAAGUGGAAGGGGGAGGUUCUCACAUAUGAUCACCUCAAAGAUGUCAUUGAGGUAUCUGCGAAGUUUGAUGACUACUUGGAGAACAUUCACGUUGGUGGUCAUAUGUAG